Sander lucioperca (pikeperch) is the source of this 1564-nucleotide messenger RNA. RefSeq names its product calcium homeostasis modulator protein 5-like. The transcript has 2 exons. Bases 155 to 1087 code for a protein of 310 amino acids. NCBI's taxonomy places the organism in Eukaryota, Metazoa, Chordata, Actinopteri, Perciformes, Percidae. Gene Ontology annotation, molecular function: monoatomic cation channel activity. The record is from RefSeq and is a predicted model, not a curated record.
GAUUUGUUUUGUCUUCAGCUGUGAAAGAACAUAGGAGAACAGGGAUUGGCUGCAACCACUCAACUUUUUUCUCUUCUUCUUCUUCUUUUCACAUUCUGUCUUUCACUUUGGUUAAUUUCUCGUGUAGUGUGUCUGAAACCUCCCCGCCGAUGCCAUGGAUAACUUCCAGACAGUCCUGCGUUUCUUCAUGAACCAGAAAUCCACCAUUGGCUACAGCUUCAUGGCUCUCAUGACUGUAGGUGGGGAGCGAAUUUUCUCCGUGGUUUCCUUUCAGUGCCCGUGCAACCACGACCAGAACUUUGCCUACGGGCUGACCUUCCUGCUGGGCCCGGCUGCAGUGCUCCUGGUUUUGGGUCUCUUGUUCACCGGCAGGUUGUGGAGGCUCUACACUGGCUGCUGCCUCAACCCCAUGAAGCUGUGCCCCCAUGGGAACUGCUUGGGCCACCUCCGGGUGUUGAUGAGCAUUUUCUGUGGAGCUUGUGUGGCUCCUGUAAUGUGGCUCUCCGUGGCCCUGCUCAAUGGGACCUUCUAUGAGUGUGCGGUCAGUGGUCUGGAUGAUAACCUGGUGGUGGACCUGUUCUGUAAAAACAAGACGUUGGCGUGUCGGGAGGAGCUGGCCCGAGUGCCCUGUGAUCGUUCCAAACUGUCCAGCGAUGAGCGCAUGGAGCUGCUGCUCAUGUUCAGGGCCCAGUCCCAGAUCCUGGGCUGGUGUGUGAUCAUUACCGCUGUCGUCGGGGGCCUCCUGGGUACCUGCUACAAAAACUGCCGCUCCAAAGUCAGCUUCCUGCAGCUCACCUUCUGGAAACGCUACAUGGAACAAGAGAAGGAGCGCUUUGAUACUCUCGCUGUGGAAUACGCCACCAAACUGGCCGACAGAAACCUGCAGAGCUUCUUUGAGAACAAGGACCCUGCUCCGUUCCCUUUCCCCAACCACAGGGCAUGGGAGGAGAUCUCUGCAUACUACACCUUCACCCAGAGCGAGCAGUGUUACAGCACCCUGCAGCGCUACGUGGAGAGGACAGACAGGGACCUCCCAGAGAACAAACCUGUGUUGGACAUAGAGUACGAUGAAAGAGAUAUGCACUGAGAAACAACUGACUAUGGUGAGACUGUUAUUAAGUAUUCAUCAUUGUUGUUACUUAACUCUAAGUCUAUUUUAUGUACAAGAUUGACUCAGGAUAAGCUAUGCCAGACUGCCUCUUCACUGACAAAGCUGCCCUUUCACUAUGUUACGCCAAAGAAUGAUAGUAUUGCCAUGCUGCAAUUGUACAACCACUAUUUUAUACACACUAAUUCUCACUACCGCUGCAACACUGCAUGCAUCUAUUAAUAACACUACAUGUUUUAAAAUCAUGUCAUGACCUAGUUAUUAUUUCUGAGAAUAAUUUACAUGUUAUAGAUGACUCUAUUUCCUUAGCAUACAGCAGAAAUAUAUUCACAGUACUACAAAGUUAAUACUUUUAUACAGAUCAGUACUGAAUACUAUAAAAACACUCACAGUUGUAUGAUGUAGUUCUUCCUAUUGUUAGCUAGUUAUUCAAUUCAAUUCAAUUUUAUUCAUAGU